Messenger RNA from Anoplopoma fimbria (sablefish), 687 nucleotides. Its product is annotated as prolactin-like. Gene Ontology annotation, biological process: positive regulation of receptor signaling pathway via JAK-STAT; response to nutrient levels. Lineage: Eukaryota; Metazoa; Chordata; Actinopteri; Perciformes; Anoplopomatidae. The transcript has 5 exons. Gene Ontology annotation, cellular component: extracellular region. Bases 1 to 687 code for a protein of 228 amino acids. The record is from RefSeq and is a predicted model, not a curated record. Gene Ontology annotation, molecular function: hormone activity.
AUGAAACAGGUUUUGUUUGCAGUUCUUACACUGGUGUACCUGGAGCGUUCCAUGAAGGUUGUUGCCGCUCCGAUCUGUGCCUAUGGACAGACUGGAUGCCAUGUUCUUUCCCUGGUUGAUCUCUUCGACAGGGUCAUACAACAGUCUUCAAGAAUGCACGGCAUCUCCAGUGAUCUGCACUCUGAGUUUGAGCAAUAUUUCUUUCCCAGGAAAAACCUCAUAGGAAAACGGAGGUGCCACACAUACGGCAUACUAACACCAGACGAUAAGGAGAAUGCACAAAGGCUCGGGAGAGAACAACUGGCAGAGGUGAUCAUGAGGCUGCUUGGGGCUUGGGGUGGCCCCCUGUCUCAACUCUACGGGAGCAUGUCUCAGGAUCAGAAUCAAGACUUCAACCACUACAGCUCCAACAAGGCUCUGGAGAUCAGCGAUAUGGUGCAUCAUCUGAGGGAAGGAGUGACAAUAAUGGUUGAAAAGAUGAAGCGUUUGGGAGUGCUUGGCAACACUGUGGGUUAUAUCUCUCCUGGGAGUUUGGUCCCUUCUUCUGAUUUUUCCUUCCACAAACAAGGAGAACUCAACUCAAUGGACCAUCAUGAUCUACUCUACUGCUUCCGCAGAGACUCCAACAAAGUAAAAAAUUAUCUCCGCAUCCUAAAAUGCAGCACCCUUCCUGGACUGGACUGUUAA